Messenger RNA from Ruditapes philippinarum (Manila clam), 3592 nucleotides. Its product is annotated as calcitonin gene-related peptide type 1 receptor-like. Lineage: Eukaryota; Metazoa; Mollusca; Bivalvia; Venerida; Veneridae. Gene Ontology annotation, biological process: cell surface receptor signaling pathway; adenylate cyclase-modulating G protein-coupled receptor signaling pathway. Gene Ontology annotation, cellular component: plasma membrane. Gene Ontology annotation, molecular function: G protein-coupled peptide receptor activity. The record is from RefSeq and is a predicted model, not a curated record.
ACAACUGCGAUGUGAACGAAUCACUAUACACAAAAACUUGUUUAUUUCUUAUGUUCUUACUGGCGUAGCAUGGAUACUGUAUUACACCCUGGCAGCAUUAGACGGGGAAGUUCUUCUACAUAAUCCAGUAUGGUGCAGGUGCCUGCAUGUUUUAUGCCAGUAUUUUACUGUCUGUAAUUUUCUUUGGAUGUUCUGCGAGGGUCUCUAUAUAAACACAAUAAUGGUUUAUGCCUUUAGCUCAGGCAAGAAAUUAAUUGUGUGCUGUUAUAUCAUAGGCUGGGGUGUUCCAAUGGUAUUAACAGGUGUAUAUACUGGAAUCCGAAAUAACACAUUCCAUCUAACAGUAGAUUGCUGGAUUGGCGAAAGUACGUUACAGUGGAUCAUGUUUGGACCGGUGGUAUUUUCAAUAGUGGUCAAUGCCAUAUUUCUAAUCAACAUUGUGCGAUUGUUGGUUACAAAGCUUCGACAGAUGCCAGAAGCAGCUCAAACAAAAAAAGCAACAAGAGCUACCUUAAUUCUUGUUCCACUACUUGGUUUACAAUAUUUGCUGUUACCAAUACGGCCAUCUCAAGAUUCUAAAUUUGAAGAAAUUUAUCAUAUAUUGGUGGCUGUUUUAAUUUCCUCGCAGGGUGCUUUUGUUUCGUUGAUGUAUUGCUUUCUUAAUGGUGAGGUAAUCGGUAUAAUGCGCCGGAAGUAUAGACAACAUCGGCUUAUGACAACAACAAAACGCAGUAGUUUGAGAUCUUCAUCUGGUCCUUAUCACGGCAAUACAAUCACGGAUAAUGUGCCUUUACAACAUAAUGGUCAUAGUCUACAAACAAACAAUAAGUCUGAAGUGACAGAGAAAACCCGCUUAGACGAAAAUCUCUAACACAAAAAAAUGACCACGUAGAAGUUUAGAACUCGAAGAAGCUUGUCAAGAUUAUAUGUGAUCUCAUGAUGAAAACAAGAAAUGCUUAAAUGCAUAUGGCUAAUUUUAAGCAAACACACGUUUCUCUUAUAGGAGUAUGUUGACGGCGCUCAAGCUUAAAACAUAUUUGCAAUAAAUAUCAGUGCUUAAAUUUGUUAUUGCAUUCAAUAAAACCUUAAAUGUUGUUUUCAACUACAAUGUGAUUGUUUGACUACACUUAUGGCGAUGGAAAAUGACUAAGGACUGUUUAUUCACUUGUUUAAUAUAGUGUUGCAAUUUCUGUGUGAUAGAACGGUUAGUUAUUUAUUUAUUUUUGUCAAUUUAUUUUAUAUUAUUGACCAAAUUAUGACCUUAAACCAAAACAAACAAAAAAAUCAUCUAUUUCAUAAUUAUAAUUAUGGACAAACGUAAGGAUAGUAAAAUAUUUUUUAUCAAUUUAAACAAAUUAAAUAGGAAUUAUUUCGGAUGUCAGUAAUAUGUUUUUUUUUUCCAAAGAGCAACUGAUUAUAUUUAUUAAAUGAUAUAGUUAAAUAGUAAAAUAUUGUUUUGAUUCAAUCAUGUGUGUCUCCCAUUAGUAAUGAAACAACAGGUACAAUUGUUGUUCUGAUGUUUAUUCACAUAUGAACGAUAAUAAUUUAAUUAUUAUACCCCAGAAACGAAGUUUGGGGGGUAUAUAGGAGUCAAUCGGUGGUCGGUCGGUUGGUCGGUCGGUCCAGCGGUCCGUUGGAUUUUCUUUGUCCGGGGCCUAACUUGAAGACUAAUGGUUGGAAUUCAAUACAACUUCAUAAAAUGAUCAAGCACAUUGAGAGGAAGUGCAGUGCACAAGAACCAUAAGUCCAUCUUGACUAAUUACAGAGUUAUUGCCCUUUGUUACUUUUCCUUGUCCGGAGCAUAACUUGAAAACUACUGGUUGGAAUUCAAAACGACUUCAUACAAUGAUCAAGCAUACUCAGAGGCAGUGCAAUGCACAAGAACCAUAACUCUAUCUAAAGUAAUUACAGAGUUAUUGCCCUUUGUUUCUUUUUUAUUGCUUUCUUUUGUCCGGACCAUAACUUGAAGACUAAUGGUUUGAAUUCAAUACAACUUCUUACAAUGGUCAAGCACAAUAAGAGGAGGUGCAGAGUGCACAAGAACCAUAACAAUGUCCAUAGUUUUUGCCCUUAGUUACUUUUUAUUGUCCAGUGCAUUACUUGAAAAUUAAUGGUUGGAACUCAAUGAAACUUCAUAAAAUGGUCGAGGGCAGUGACAUGAAGUACAGUACACAAGAACCAUAACUCUAUUUGGACUAAUUACAGUUAUUACCCUUUGUUACUUUUUUGUCCAGUGCAUAACUUGAAAACUAGUUGUUGGAAUUCAAUACAACUUCAUACAAUGGUCAAGCCAAAUGAGAGGAAGUGCAGUGUACAAUAACAAUAACUCCAUCUUCAGUAUUUGUAAGUUAUUGCCCUUUGUUCCUUUUCCUUGUCCGGUGGCUUACUUAUGUUAGGAAUUCAAUGCAACUUAAUACAAUGGUCAAGCGCAAUGAGAGGAAGUGCCGUGCUCAAGAAGCGUAACUCUUUCUAGACUUAUUACAGAGUAAUUCAAUAAAACUUCAUCAAUGGUCAACCACAUUGAAAGGAAAUGCAACAUAAAAGAACCACAACUAUCUUUAAUUGCUCUAUUUCAAUUAUUUUGCAAAGUAGUCUGUUACUAGUGACGUCCUUAUUCCGAAGCAGUCUGGCAGGGGUAUUAAUCAAAUUUAGUGAUAGUUCUAGUUUAUUUAUUCAUAGUCUCAUCGUUGUUCAAUUUAAAACUAUGUUAAAACAAUAGAAUGUUUAAAAAAAUAAGUUAUAUUGCUAUUGAUAAUUUUGAAUAAUUUAUACUCUAAAAUUAUAAAUAGCAAAGUUUCAUAUACCACAGUUGUAUGUUUACAUGUAUACGUAUUUAUACAUAGAAGCUAGAUUGUUCUAGGUUAUUCUGAACCAUAAAUUUAAAGAAAAGAUUUAAGAUUUACAUCAAAAGGUGCAAGUUAACAAGAUAAAAAAUAGUUCAGAAGUCAAACGUCCCCUAUGAUCAGAUCAGAAUGAUAACCAAAUUAUAAACAACAACAUUCUAAGAUGCCAUUUAAGAACAACUCUUUAUCAAGACAUAGAAAGUAAAUGACACUACAUUAUGUCUAAAAUAUCCAGGAAUUUCGUGAUAAAUUAUUUUUGAUGCACAUACAUGUAUGUAUAUGCAACCACAAUCCAAUGUUAUCUAGCUAGUUACACUAAUGUGUCAAAUAUAGAGGAAUUAUCAAUUGGAAUUACUUUACACAUGUAAGUUUGUCGUUUCUAGAUCUUAAAAUAAAAACAUAUUUUGGUGAAAAUUCUUACCAGGCUUCUUUCAGCGAACAGCAAUAGCUUAUAACUUUUGAUAAAAGUCAUACAAUCAUGUGCACAGACUAAUGGUUUUUUUUCGAAAAGGGCUAUUUCUCAUAUCACAAUACAAAUUACAUUCAAGCAGUUAAUGCAGCUUUUUCUCAUUGGCACUAUAAUUAUUGGAGAUUACCUUACAAAAAGGACAGAAACGUCUUUUAACAUACGUACCUUCAUAUCCGUAAUGGGACAGCUACACUUCUAAAUUUACAUAAAGCUGAAUAAUGAUGUAGGACAUUUUGGAAUGAUUAUAUAACAAUAUCUUUCCACGCCAUAUUCUUGUGUA